Messenger RNA from Closterium sp. Yama58-4, 3663 nucleotides. Lineage: Eukaryota; Viridiplantae; Streptophyta; Zygnematophyceae; Desmidiales; Closteriaceae. The record is from the annotation of a GenBank genome assembly.
AUGACGCUUCGCACGGUCCAGCGGUCCCAGCGCCGAAACUCCACCGGCGCGCAGCCGGCGCAGCGUACCCCCAGCCACAACGAGAAGCGCAGCGGCACGCCGGAUGCGGCGCGCGCCCAGGGAAGGUACAAGCGGAGGAAGACCCUCACCGACGCUCGCGCCACGCGCGGUCGAUCCGCCGAUGAGCCCGACGACGGCGAGCGACCGGCGCGACGCGCCUCGUUGCGCGUCGCGGGCGGCGGGAAGGACGGCGCGAAGAAGGCGAAGCGGAAGGAGCGGGAGGAGAAGCCGGUGUCGCUAAUUCUCCCACCAAUCCCCAGCAGCGCCGGCCCGUUGUUCCAAGUCCGCGCCGGUCUCACAGACUUCAGGGCGCGCCAGCUGGCGAUGGCGGUGGAGGCGGGCGUGACGAGCGAGGUGGUGUGGGCGCUCAACGCGCUGCAGCUGAUCAGCUUCUCGCUCAAGGACACGUGGCAGCAGGGGGCUGGCCCGCUCAGCAAGGCGCCACAGCUGCUCUCAGCCUUAGUAUCAGUGGUGGCGUCGUGGCGCGCCUGCUCGCUUGAGAUAUCUGACGCUGCCACGUGGCGAGCCAUGAGAGGAGGGCCCGAGGGCGGUGGCCCAGCAGCAGCAGCUCAGAGCGGCAGUGAUCCCCCUCGGAGGGGCGGUGAUCCCCCUGGGAGGGGCGGUGGCAGCAGCAGGAGCGGCGGAUCGGGGCGGCUCUUGCGCGUGCUGCAAGACCCACUGGGGGAGCGCAUUCACACCUACUUCCCCCUCUCCGCGGACGCGCCCCUGCCUGCGCGCCCCACCUCCGCCCUGCACCCCCCAUCCGCGGACGACCCCCUAGCAUCCGCUGCUGCCGCCGCCGCUGCUGGUGGCGCUGGCGGCAUGAGCGCGUAUGGGCGCGGGCACAGGGGAGGCGGGGUGGAGUCGCGAGCAGGGGAAGCCGGUGGGGAUGCGGGCGGAGGGAGAGGGGACGAUGGGGGAGGCAUGGCGGCAGGGGGGUUGGGGGGGAAGGCAGAAGGAGAGGAAGUGGGGGAGGAUGGCGCGAGGGAGUGGGGGCUGAGUGCGGAGGAGAGGGAGGUGUGGGAAGGAAGGGAUGCCAUGGCGGCCCUGCCCGCGUGUGUGGCCAUGCUGGUGGGCGCCAUGGAGGACUGGCAGCGAGAGGACGAGGAGGUGGUGAGCAAUGCAGUCGACACAUUCGCCAACAUUGCAGCGGCCAUCGACCUCUCCUCCUACCCCACGCACUCGCCGCCCCUCCCCUCCUCCGCCCACCCACUCGCCUCCGCGCUGCCACCCACACUCUCGUCAGCAGCAGCAGUGUCGGCUCCGCCAGCCUCUCUCACUCGCUCCGCUGCGGCUCACCCCGCGGGGGACACGGCAGCGCAUGGCAUGGCUGUGGGCGCGUCUGGGAGUGGUGCGGAUGCUGGCGCUGAUGCUGCUGCUGGGGGGGAAGGCUGUCGCGGGGUGAUGAGUGUGGAGAGGGUGCUGGCAGCGCUGGCGUCGCUGCUACAGGGGCCGGUGGUGGCAUGGCAGGCGGCAGCAGCAGAGGCGUGGGGGCGGCUGCUGCUGUGCCGCGACAAUGACCUGCUCCUGCUGCCCGCUGCUGGCCCCCUGCAGGUGUACAGGCAGGUGGCGCUGCUGCUGGCCUCUCAGGACCCCCACGUGCAGGCCACUGCGCUCUCCUGCGUGGCCCUCGCUGCGCACGCCUCCCCCGCUGCCAAGUACAGCCUCGCGUGCGAGCCACAUCUUCUCUUGCGUCUGCUGUCGCUGGUAACCGCACCGCACCCGUUACGGCGAGUGGUGAGGCGGGCGGCAGCCACGCUGCUGUGUCUGGCGAGGGAGCCGCGCACGCAUGCCGCCUUCCAGCCCCUCCUCUCCCCCCUCACCCGCGCUGCCUUCGCCUCCGCCCCUCCUGCCCCCUCUUCUGCUAGUGCUGCUGGUGCCACUGGUGCGGCUGCUGGUGCUGCGGCGGGUGAUGCUGCGGCAGGUGGUGGGUUGGGGAAGGAGAAGGGCGGGGGGGAAGCGGAGGUGAGUGCGGCACUGGCAGAGGUGGUUGUGACAUGUGAUGCCCAUGCCCAUGCCCAUGCCCAUGCCCAUGCCCAUGCCCAUGCCCAUGCCCAUGCCCAUGCCCAUGCCCAUGCCCAUGCCCAUGCCCAUGCCCAUGCCCAUGCCCAUGCCCAUGCCCAUGCCCAUGCCCAUGCCCAUGCCCAUGCCCAUGCCCAUGCCCAUGCCCAUGCCCAUGCCCAUGCCCAUGCCCAUGCCCAUGCCCAUGCCCAUGCCCAUGCCCAUGCCCAUGCCCAUGCCCAUGCCCAUGCCCAUGCCCAUGCCCAUGCCUGUGCACAUAGUAACUGUAGUGGUACCAGUGUGAUUGUGAUUGGGAUUGGUGCUGAGAAGGCAGAUGCUGACAUGGCAGGUGUGAUUUGGCAGGUGGCAGGUGGUGGGAUGGCAGGUGGUGGGAUGGCACGUGGUGGGAUGGCAGGUGGUGGGAUGGCACGUGGUGGGAUGGCAGGUGGUGGGAUGGCACGUGGUGGGAUGGCAGGUGGUGGGAUGGCACGUGGUGGGAUGGCAGGUGGUGGGAUGGCACGUGGUGGGAUGGCACGUGGUGGGAUGGCAGGUGGUGGGAUGGCACGUGGUGGGAUGGCAGGUGGUGGGAUGGCACGUGGUGGGAUGGCAGGUGGUGGGAUGGCAGAUGGUGGGAUGGCAGAUGGUGGGAUGGCAGGUGGUGGGAUGGCACGUGGUGGGAUGGCAGGUGGUGGGAUGGCACGUGGUGGGAUGGCAGGUGGUGGGAUGGCACGUGGUGGGAUGGCAGGUGGUGGGAUGGCAGAUGGUGGGAUGGCAGGUGGUGGGAUGGCAGGUGGUGGGAUGGCAGGUGGAUGGAUGACUGGUGCUGAAAUGGCUGGUGACGAGACCAUGAGGUUUGGUAACCAGACUGUGAGGUUUGGUGGCGAGAUCUUGAGGUUCGGUGACGAGAUCUUGAGGUUCGGUGACGAGAUCUUGAGGUUCGGUGACGAGAUCUUGAGGAUCGGUGACGAGAUCCCGAGGAUCGGUGACGAGGGCAUGGAGAUGGGCGGGGAUAGAGGGUGGGCGGGUGGGGAAGGAACCUGGUGGCGAGGAGGGGUAAAAGGAGAGAGGGAGCGGGGGCGAUUUGGAGGCGAGGGAGUGUGUGGUGAGGGCAGUGGAGGUGGGAGCAUCUGUGGCAUCCCACGAGAAGCCGAGCAGAUGUUCCAACGCUGUUGCUCUCCCAUCCCACUGGCCGCGCCGUGUGCUGUCCUGCUGCUGCUGCUGCUGCCGCUGCCACAGCAGCGGACGCAGCAGGAGGUGGAGGAGGAGGAGGAGGAGGAGGAGGAGGAGGAGGAGGAGGAGGAGGAGGAGGAGGAGGAGGAGGAGGAGGAGGAGGAGGAGGAGGAGGAGGAGGAGGAGGAGGAGGAGGAGGAGGAGGAGGAGGAGAGGAGGAAGAGGGAGAGGAGGAGGAGCCGGGAGGAAGUGGGGAGUGGCGGCGAAAGAAGAGGAGCCUUCGAUGUCACCGCCCGUGGCGCUGCGUUUGCGCCCCACUUCGCUCCUUCUGCCUCCCACGGUGCUCCUUCUGCCUCCCACGGUGCUCUUUCCGCUCCCCACCGUGCUUCUUCCGAGUCGCGCGGCGCUCCCGAAGCGUUCAGCCAAGCGUGA